UUUUAUCGAGAACUAAGUGAAAAAGUACACGCUCGCAAUGCUGUUCACUAUUGCUUUACUGGGCCUACUAUCGGCCUUGGCCUACCAUUUUUACAUAAAAACCUUCAGCUAUUGGGAACGAAAAGGGGUUCCUUACGAGAAACCUCUGCCGCUGAUUGGCAACAUGAAGGGAAUCGGGUCCAAGUACCAUUUCCGGGAUAUCAACCAGAGGAUUUACGAUCAGUUCAAGGGAAAGGCUCCUAUCGCUGGAUUGUACACGUUCAUUAGGCGCACCGCCCUGAUCACUGAUCUAGACCUUAUUAAGCAGGUUAUGAUUAAGGACUUCAACUACUUUCAAGACCGUGGAGGGUUCAGUAAUCCCCGAGACGAUCCCUUAACGGGUCACCUCUUCUCCCUCGAGGGUGACGAGUGGCGAUCGAUGAGACACAAGCUUUCUCCGGUUUUCACCUCCGGAAAGAUAAAGCUCAUGACGGGAGUAAUCGUGGAGGUGGGUCAACGCCUGGGCGAUGCCAUGGAUAAGGCAGUAAAGGAGGCCAAAGUGGACGAUGGCAAUGUGGAGAUCAAGGACCUCUGUGCACGAUUCACCACGGAUGUGAUUGGAUCGUGUGCCUUUGGGCUGGAGUGCCACAGUCUUCAGGAUCCUAACGCAGAGUUCCGACAGAAGGGUCGUGAUAUUUUCACAAGACGUCGUCAUACCCAGAUAGUGCAAGUAUUUCUCUUUACCAACGCCAAGUUGGCUAAGCUGUUAAGGAUGAAAGCGUUUCCUGAUGAUAUAACUGAUUUCUUCCUGUCGACGGUGAAGAACACCGUCGAUUAUCGCCUCAAAAAUGGCAUAAAACGAAACGACUUCAUUGAUCAGUUGAUAGAGAUUCGCGCCGAGGACCAGGAAGCGGCUAAAAAGGGUAAGGGUAUCGAUCUUUCCAAAGGACUGACCCUGGAGCAAAUGGCUGCCCAGGCCUUCGUGUUCUUCGUGGCUGGAUUCGAGACCUCUUCCAGCACUAUGUCCUAUUGCCUGUACGAACUGGCCCUGCAGCCGGAAACUCAGCAGAGGGUGCGGGAUGAGAUCGAAAGUGUGCUCGCCAAUGAGGAAGGAGGGAAGCUUAACUACGACGCCCUGGCCCGAAUGUCUUACUUAGAUCAGGUGGUGGCCGAAACCCUUCGCAAGUACCCCCUUCUCCCCCAUCUCAUCAGAGAUUGCAAUAGGGAGUACAAAGUGCCCAACACAGAUAUUGUGCUCGACAAGGGCGUCAGUGUCUUGAUCCCCGUUCACAACAUUCACCACGACCCUGAGAUAUACCCCGAGCCGGAAAGGUUCGAUCCUAGUCGCUUCGAUCCGGAGGAGGUCAAAUCCCGCCACCCGAUGGCUUAUUUGCCCUUUGGCGAUGGGCCCCGCAAUUGCAUUGGGCUUCGUUUUGGAAAGGUUCAGGCGAAGGUUGGCCUCGUAUCGCUGCUUCGUCGUUUCAAAUUUACCGCUUCUAAUCGCACUGAAGUUCCUUUGAUUUUCACAAAGAAAUCUUUUCUUUUGGGUACCGAAAAUGGCAUUUACCUGAAAGUGGAAAGCAUUUGAAUUUAAAUUAAUGCCUUAAUGUAUCCAACAAAAUGUGAAAGUUUAGUCAUAAAAGCAAAUGCUGUGUAAAAAUAAAUUAAACAUAGAUUAAGACGA
Messenger RNA from Drosophila subpulchrella, 1663 nucleotides. It is a transcript of the gene Cyp6a14, whose product is annotated as probable cytochrome P450 6a14. Bases 38 to 1567 code for a protein of 509 amino acids. The record is from RefSeq and is a predicted model, not a curated record. The transcript is spliced from 2 exons. Gene Ontology annotation, molecular function: oxidoreductase activity, acting on paired donors, with incorporation or reduction of molecular oxygen; heme binding; iron ion binding. NCBI's taxonomy places the organism in Eukaryota, Metazoa, Arthropoda, Insecta, Diptera, Drosophilidae.